AUGGCACCAAAAUCCCGCGCUAUAACGGCGAAAGCGCUGCAAUCACUACUCGUACAUAUCGGCGCACCAUCAUCAGGAACAAAGGCAGUACUCCAAGAGCGUUUCCAACGCGUUAUCGGAAAGCCUCGACUUCCUGACAGCCAAUCACCAUGGAGAACAUCAGAGUCCGCAAGCAAGAAAUUCCGCAUCAUGAGCAUCGAUAUGGGAAUCAAGAAUCUGGCGUUCUGUGAGGCAGAAGUUUCCUAUCCGUUCACGAAUAGCCUAGAUGCGGCAAUGGAGAUUCUUAGAUGGGAAAAGAUCAAUCUUACUGAAGCCACACAUGAUGACAUUCACGAACGAUCAGAAGUUACAACUACAGAGCAAGAUACGGCGAGUGCUGAUGAAGAGUCAGACCCAUACUCUGUGGAUGCUUUGUCCAAGACAGCGUAUGGGUUGUUCAGGAACACCAUUCUGACAGGGUCACCAGAUAUCAUCUUGAUAGAGAAGCAGAGGUGGAGAUCUGGCGGUAGCAGUGCAGUGCAACAGUGGACUCUCCGCGUCAACACCUUAGAAGGCAUGUUGUGGGCGGUACUGCAAACUAUGAAUGCAGAGCGGCUGAAUGGGGGAGCUGAAGCAUUGGGUACAGGAAACGUGUACGAGGUCUUCAGUGCAGAUCCGAAACGUGUGGGACAAUACUGGCUCACUCGGGCGACUAGGAACUCUCCGGAAAUGGACGAGAAGACCGAUAGAUCCAGGGAUGGUCUAGAAGCGGGAAGCGGAGAGGAAGGAGACAAGUCAGUUGCAAAAAAGAAGCCCAGUCGAACCAAGGCAGAGAAACAAGCCAAGAUCGCUCUCCUUCGCUCAUGGCUCACUUCAACACCUGCUUCCACAGCAUCUGUAACACGCGAUUCGAUACCAAGCAUAAUGUUCAGCAUAACGCCAGGCGCCGAAGCUACCCGUGAAGCGCUGUGCGGACCACUAGAGUCAAGAAAGCCUAAGAAAGCUAAAAGAGUCUCAACAGAGCCACUUCCCACACAAGGUCAACUCAAGAAGCUGGAUGAUAUCACAGACUGUUUCUUACAAGCUGCUGCAUGGGUCAGUUGGGAGUCAAACCGCCUACAGCUUCAGGAGGUGUGGAAGCGGAAGAAGAGUGACGAUGAAACUAGGUCAGAACUGACGGAUGAGGUCUUGUUAGAGAUGGUUCAGAAGAUUGGGGAGUCUUGA
Messenger RNA from Alternaria arborescens, 1203 nucleotides. RefSeq lists its product as hypothetical. The transcript has a single exon. The record is from RefSeq and is a predicted model, not a curated record. Bases 1 to 1203 code for a protein of 400 amino acids. Gene Ontology annotation, molecular function: flap-structured DNA binding; Y-form DNA binding; crossed form four-way junction DNA binding. Lineage: Eukaryota; Fungi; Ascomycota; Dothideomycetes; Pleosporales; Pleosporaceae. Gene Ontology annotation, cellular component: mitochondrion.